Molecule: messenger RNA, 7475 nt
Organism: Rhincodon typus (whale shark)
Lineage: Eukaryota; Metazoa; Chordata; Chondrichthyes; Orectolobiformes; Rhincodontidae
Product: zinc finger protein 292
Exons: 2
Coding region: 132-6638 (2168 amino acids)
Biological process (GO): regulation of transcription by RNA polymerase II
Cellular component (GO): nucleus
Molecular function (GO): DNA-binding transcription factor activity, RNA polymerase II-specific; DNA binding
Source: RefSeq, a predicted model, not a curated record
UCAGCAGUUGACUGCAAAGAUGCAUUGGAGAUGAUAUGUAACUUGGAGUCUGAUGGAGAAGAGAGCCUGGCCCUCAUCUUGUGCACAGCUUUCCUCACACGGCAGCUUCAGCAGGGAGAUGUAUACUGUGCAUGGCAGGAGAAGCUGGACUAUCAGCUUGUAUUGAGCUCUGUGUGAGAGCACUACGCAUGGAAUCAAAUGAAAGUCCCACAGUGAAAACAUCAAUUUGCAAGACAGUUUCAUGCUUGUUACCUGAUUAUUUAGAGGUCAGACGUGCAUGCCAGCUUACCGAAUUCCUGUUAGAACCCACAGUGGAAGCUUAUUAUGCAGUUGAGACUUUAUACAACCAGCCAGAUCAGAAAUAUGAUGAUGAAAACGGUCCAAUUCCUAACUCAUUGAGAUGCGAACUCUUACUGGUUUUAAAAACACAUUGGCCAUUUGAUCCUGAAUUUUGGGAUUGGAAAACCCUGAAACGCCAUUGUCUUGCAUUGAUGGGCGAGGAAGCAUCCAUUGUGUCUUCCAUAGAUGAACUUAAUGAUAGUGACCUCUUUGAAAACAAUGACAGCCAUCUUGAAGUUGCUCCAAAAGAGCAUUCACUGAAUGGACUUCCUAAAUUUUACAGCGAUGUGAUAAAAAUUCAAAAUACUUCAUCUGAAGAAAUCAAAAUUAAGGAAAAAGAUAAAAUUGAGAAAGGUGUGGUGUCUGCCAGAUUUAAAAAUUGGCAGGCCUACAUGCAAUAUUGCGUAUUAUGUGACAGAGAGUUUCUGGGGCAUCGAAUUAUCCGUCAUGCUCAAACACAUGUGAAAGAGGGAAACUAUUAUUGCCCCAUAUGUGCCAAAAGUUUUAAGAAAAAGGAGAUUUUUGUUCCACAUGUUACAUUUCAUAUUAAGCAAUCUUGUAAAGAACGACUGGCUUCUAUUAAACCAAAAAGGAGAGUCGGAAGACCUGCUAAGAACUUGACUGAUACUAGUGUCGCAAGUAAAAAGAUACCUGAGAUAGACAAGCAGGAACAUCGUCCAAUAAAAAGGAACAGCAUAUAUAGUGAGGAUUUUGUGGUCUUCAGUGAUAGUGAUGGCUCUGAUGAUGAAGGCAAGGACAAAUCAUACAAACCUGAAAUCAUGACUACACAAAAAGUGGACUGCACUGAAGAUUAUAACUGUCCUGUAACUACCUGUACAAAAGCUUUUAAAUAUUUUAAAAAUUUAAUUGCACAUGUGAAAGGUCACGGUGAUGAUGAUGAAGCAAAACAGUUUCUUAAAAUGCAGAGUAAUAAAGUUGUAUGUCAGUAUUGUAGGAGACGUUUUGUCAGUGUUUCUCACCUUAAUGAACAUUUGCAAAUUCAUUGUGGCCCUAAACCUUAUGUCUGUAUACAGCUGGAAUGUAAUGCAAGCUUUGGUACAUAUUCUGAAUUGGUAGGACACAGGAAAGUGCAUGCACUGUUCAAAGCUAAAUGCAUGUUUCAGAAUUGUGGAAGAGUUUUUACUGAGUCUUAUUUGUUAUAUGAUCAUGAAGCACAGCAUUACCAUAAUUCCUCAUAUACUUGCAAAUUCUCAAACUGUGGAAACAUUUACUACUCCCAAAGUGAAUUGCAGAAGCAUGAAGUUGGUCACGUCUCACAAGCUUGUGUGAAAAUUGAAGCUGAAAAUGGUUCACCUUUUGAACCAAACCAGCUCGCCCCAAAUAGAACCGAUCAGAUAGACCAGCUAUUACAGAUAAAGAUGGAAGAUGAGCCAUGCAGUCAGCCUGAUGCCUACCAGAACGGUUUUGCUAUUGAUUGUGUUGCAAGUGAAGUUGUUGAAUCCAAAUCUUCCAUAUCAGAAAAACUAAAUGCUUCGCCAUCCAGCAGAGAACAGUGCCACCUUCCAAAAGACACACACAUUAGUCUAACUGUGAAAAAUGAAGAGAUCAGCAUGGAUCAAACUCAAUGUGUUUUGUCAAAAACAGUAUUUAAAGAGGGGGACACUCUUAUUUCACCACUACCUGAAGAAACGGAACCUGGUGAAUUAGCAAAACAAGUUCACAUGUUCAGCUGUAAAGUUGAUGGCUGUAAUCGAAGCUAUGCUUCAUCACGCAGUGUCAGUAAACAUAUCAAGGCUACGCACCCUGAGUACUAUGAAACACUGAAGAAACAACAGAACCUAUCAAAAAUCCAACAAAUUAGAAAUGCCUCGAAAUGUCAAAAUCAGGAAACCCCUCCAAGCUCAUUGUGUUUUUCAACUGAGGAACACUUAAAUAUAACACCUGAAAACACCUUGAACACAGUAUGUGCUAUAUAUCAACCAGUUCCCAGUGUUUUAAUGGUAGAAAAUGAUCAUGUAUCCCAUUCCAGGAAGAAAAAACACACACACAAUAAGCGUGCAAAAUGGCCUGCUAUCAUCAAGGGUGACAAAUUUAUUUGUAGUAGAUGCUACAGGGAAUUUACCAAUCCCAAAUCUCUUGGUGGUCAUUUGUCACGACGAGCCAUAUGUAAACCUUAUGACAGAAAAGAAAGUUCUUCAGUUGUGGAGCAGAAGAGUGGACAGACUUUAUACAAAACAGAAAAGAUUAUUUCAUCAGAUGCGUUUGUCCCUGGGGAACCUGAACCUCCCUGUGUCACAGAUACAUUCUUGUCAGGGGAAACAUUUCUUCAAUCAUUGGAAAUGGGGGACCACACAGCUCCAUUUGCCACCCAUGAACUUUUUCAACAAACACAGCAGAACAGCUACAGUUCUGUAUUUGGGCCAAGCAAGACUCCCCAGGUCACUGGUCUUCCUGGAACAUUUGAGACUGCAGUAGUUCAACAAACCUUUCAACCCAGUUUUGAAAUGAGGACCAUGGAGGACAGCUCAGCCAACAUCAGUAUGUCCCAGGCACUAACAACUGUCUGUAGCCCAGGAUCAUUUGUUGCUGGUGAAGACUUAGCACUCGGCACUGAAGCCCCAGCAAUGUUAGAUGCAGCUAAAGGCUCAGGUUCCUAUUCAUCUUGUGAGCCCUUGCAGCAGGCCCUUGAAUCCAGUUUUUGUUCAGGAGCAACUUUUGCUGACAAUGAGAUUCACCCUCAGAAUCUGGGAAACAGCUGUGAGCCAUCAAUAUUUUUCACUAAUGGCACCCUCCCAAAUGUUAAUAGCAAUCAUAACUCAUCUCAUCCUGAAGACUCUAAGACAUCAGAUGUAUGCAUUGCUGAACUUCUGUUGGGCUUGCAAAAUUUAAAUUUGGAAUAUGAUAAACUUUACAAGAAUGGUGCAUCUUGCCCUACCUCAGGUUCAGGGACACCGAGAUCUUCCAUGAACAUCAUGACACACACAUCAAUGAGUAAUUGUAUCAAUACUUCAAACACAAUCAGUAAGUAUUUGACAGACACACAAACAAAUAUAUCACUGCAGGCUGCUGAAAAUGGCAAAGAGCUGAAAGUGAAUCUCAUUAAGCCAUUUAUCUGCCAGGAAGGUGGGUGUAUCUAUAGUGCAAUGACUAAAGAUGCUUUGACCAACCAUUAUGUCAAAGUACAUCAGUAUUCCAAAGAACAGAUAAUGGAAAUGAAAAUGUAUCAGACCAGAUUUGCUCCAUUUCGAUGCCACGUUCCUAACUGCCAGAAAACAUUUACAAGAAAUUCUAAUCUCCGAGCCCACUACCAGUCGAUGCAUCAGGUAACACGGGAGCAGCUAGUAAAACUGAGAAUUAAAAGAGCGUACUGUAGGAAAUCAGAUGGCCCUUAUAAAGCAACAGAUACUGUAUCACCAUUACAGGAAAUCAUUUCUCAACCCAGAAGUGAUGGAUUGCAGGAAAGUGAAUCCAGUGAAAUGCAUAAAUUAGAACCAGUAACUGCAGGACCUAAUGAGAUUAAUUCUGAAAUUAAUCUCCAUUCACGUAAUACUCAGAAUGCAAAGACUGUUCUUUAUAAUCAUGAAAUGUCACAGAAUAGCUCAAUGCUAUUAGCAGAUCUUCAGGAUUGCUCAGCAUUACCAGCGCAACUUCAAAAUGAUUUGACUCAGUCAGUAGUGCAGCAGGAUGUCUUGGUGCCAGCAGCAGGGCCUCAGGAUGCUCCACUGUUACUGGCAGAUCCUCAGGGUGCCUCUGUGAUGGCAGUUGAAUCAAACUGUAGUCUUGUACAAUCAGCAGGGCUGCAGGCUGUCGCACCACUUCUGGCAUGGCCACAGGAUGUCUUGCUGCAAUCAGUGGAUCCCCAAAAUGUCUCGCCAGUAUCAGAGGGGCUGCAGGAUGUAUCUUUACUGCCAACAGUGGAGGAAUGUGUUUCACCAUUACCGACAAUACCACAAACUGUCUUGCUUCCAGAGGUACAGGGUAUUACACCACUAGUAUCAGGACCAGCAAAUAUCUCAUUGCUAUCAGCAGGGCUACAGGAUGUUCCAAUUAUACCAUUAGAGCCACAAGGUAUCUCUCAACUAGCAUCUGAUUUAGCAGAUAAUUCAUUAUUGCCAGCAGGGCUACAGGGUGCCUCUCCAGUACCAGCAGGGCUACAGGGCAUCUUGCCACCUGUAGAAUCACAAGAAGUCUCAGUAUGUGAAGUAAGAACAAAAGAUCCCUUCCUAGAUUAUGAAAGAUCAAAAGGUGUCUUGCUGCAUCCACCAGGUAUGUCAGUACAAAGAAGAAAGUGUGCGGGAGGUUUGAAGCAAGCUAAAAAAGCUGUAAGUACAGUGAAGUUUACAAAGAUGCCAGGAGAAAGGAAGUGUAAGAAAUCAAUUACUAAAGCAAGAACAGAAUGUGACGUUAAUCGAUUUCACAAACCUUACAAGUGUGUCCACAAAGAUUGCUCUGCAGCUUUCACCAUUCAGCAAAAUUUAAUACUACACUAUCAAGCUGUGCACCAAUCUGACCAACAGCAUCUUCACAUGCAGAUCAAACAAGAAAUCACCAAAAAUGCUGCUGUCCAUGUGAAAGAAUUUCAGUGUCAGCUUGAGGAUUGUUGUAGAAUUUUCCAAGGAAUCACGGAUCUAAUUAAACACUAUACGGAACUUCACAAUCUCACUUUAGAUGAAAUGGGAAAAAUAGUAUCCUCUGUCAGUGAAGGAAAGUUAUUUCGGUGUGACCAAGCUGAUUGUGUUUCUUCUUUCACUGUUUUCUGGAGUUUUAUUAAACACCUUAUGGUAGCUCAUGGCGUAGAUGUGGAAAGUCAGCAAAGUGAAAUGGACAUGACCUGUUUUAAAUGUGACUGUGAAGGUUGUGAUCGGACUUAUGCCACUAGAUCUAAUCUUUUAAGACACAUCUUUACAAAGCACAGAGAGCUUCAUCGGUCUCAUUUAAUGAGACCAAGAAGAAUCAUAACAGACCAAGAAAACAUUCCAAGAACAGCCAAUCAGGAUGAUCUCUCUGAUGAAAAGAGUUACUUUGGCCCUGAAGAAAAUGAAGACAUCACGAAUCAUGGUAACUCUAAACCCAUUUCAAGGGAAUGUUUUACUACAGAUAGCAAAAGUAUGAAAAGCGGAGAAGUUGAUUGUAAUAAGUCUUGCAGCUCUAGAAAAGUUCCUAAAUAUACUUUUAAGAGUAAGGCCCAAGCUUUGGCUAUAUGCAACAACAAGUCUCUAAGAGAACAAUAUCCAUGUAUGUUUCAGAAUUGUUCAUCUGUUGUCACCAGUGAACGCAGUCUAGUAAAGCAUUACAGGAUUCAUCACAAAAUUUCUAAGACGUUUGUUAGUCAAUACCACAAACAUCUGGUAACUUGCAGGAAGUAUGCUAGCAUCCAGGGCAAAGAAUCAACUAAAUAUGUGACUAACCAUGAAGGAGGACUGGUGGAAAAUGCUGUCAAUGGAGUGAUGAUUCAACAGCAAGCUAAGCUAAGUGAAACUGAAAUUUUAAAUAAGAAACUGGAGAAUGAUAACUCUUUUAAGACAGCUGAUGAAUUUUCACAAUUGUUUAAUACUAAACUGAUUACGAAUACCACUGCUUGCAUUAAAACUGAACUGGAGGAAACUGUAGAGAUGAUUGCUGAGAGUAAAGUGACUGAUGUAAAUAACCAUCAGUCUUGUAAAAAACGACCAAGCAGUCACCUGAUUCUUUCAGACACAGAAGAGCACAUUGACAGUAAAAAGAAAAAGAAUGUAAUAAUGGAAAAUUCUGAGAAUCUGUUGGAAGAUACAAUCCAAAUUCUCAAUGAGAAAGAUGCGUCACCUUCAGAGCACAUCCCAUGUAGUCACAAGGCUCACCACCACAAACCUUUUGACUUUAGUACAUUCAAACCCAUGGGAUUUGAAUUUUCAUUCUUAAAAUUCCUUGAAGAAUCUGCUCUCAAACAAAAGAAAAAUGUUGUAUCCAGUAAAGGUUUGUCUAACAGUUGUACUAUUAACACUGAAAAAAUAGAUCGUGGUUUAGUCUCGAGUGUAAUUUUAAACGAUGAGAGUAAUUCAUCAGCAAGCUAUCCUGUGAAAGAUGACAGAAAUUCAAGGGUUCCUGUUGACCACAUCAGACAGUCAAAUGCAGAUAGAUUAUGUUUGGGAACUACCAAUUUUGAAACUCCGUUGUCUCUCCACAUACUUAAGAACAUAAAAAUAAUAAUGGACAAUUCACACUCAGAUUGUGUUGAGCUUGCUGAGAAGCAACUCCAACGUAUGCAACCCACAGUAGUGCUUAGCCGAGUAAAAGUAGAUUUUAAUAUGCUGGCCCAGGCUAAAAGUGUAAAAGAAAGAAUUGCUGUAAAAAGUACAUAAUUCUGUAACAUCCACCAUGUAUUGAAGUAAGGGUAAUUUAGAAGCUGUAAUUUGCUUUCAUUUGGUCCUUGCUAGUAAUCAAACCAAAAGGAUGCCUUGUAAAUUUUUUUUAAAAAAGCAUGUUUAUAAGUGUCCAGCUUUUUUUUUAGUUUUUUAAAUGAACACAAACUAACAUGGCAAUAGCCAUGUCCAGUAUACUCUACAAAAUCCCUAUGGGACAAAAUUGUAGCACAGAAAAAUUGCUCUUUUCAUGUAAAACAACUGUGAUAAUCUGAUGUCAGACAGUUGUAUAUGGAGCAGGUAGUGUGAUCUGAUUGACUGUUAUGAAGAUCUGUACAUUCUGUUAGUGACUUUGUAGAUCAGAAUUGCUGGAGCACGCUGGCGAAAUAUGUUGUAUGAGAUAGCUUGAACUGUACUUUUAUCAUUAUCUAUAUACUUGAGAUUGUAUCCCAUUUACCACAAAUCCUUUCUGGUCCCAGUCCAUAAACACAAAUUCUUUACAACAUUGGACAUAGGUAAAAUGAAAAAUACAUCCAAAGAUCCAAAUAGUUUUUAUUUAUUUCAAUAAAUUAUGCAAACAUUUGCCACCAUUUUUGGCACAACUCCAUGAACAAUAUUUGAAGUCAUAUUUGUUUUUGGAGCAGGGAGUAAUAAAUAUAUAAUGUUUGCAAAUAAUUCUUCGUGUGUAUCUGUGGGAUACUCUCUCUCAUACAACUCUCAGUGAGGAUUUUGAGAACAAACUCUAGCAAAACAAGCGAUGUAUUAUGACCAGGUUUUGGCCUUUAAGAAGCAUCUGUUGAAGAAGGCAUUGCUUUUAAAUAAAUUCCAAUUAAGAGA